AUGAAAUUUUCAACUGUUCAAUUUGCAACCAUUGCAUCUACUUUAUUAUCAAAAGCUUUAGCUGAUAUUGUUUAUGUUACCAAGACUAAUCAAGUCAUUGAAUAUGCUACUAUAACCGCUGGUGGUGAACAAGAAGCAUAUACUACUUCAUCAGUUGUUGAAAGUAUCGAAACUGGUGUUUCAUUACCUUAUACUUGGGUUUUUUCAACUAAUGUUUUAGGUCAAGAUAUCGUCUUUACAAGUGUUAUUUCAAAUGAUGUAAAUCAAGCUUAUAGAACAUUAUACGAAGAACAUGUUAUUGUUCAACAAGGUGAUUAUUUAUCAACUCAAACUUUAAUUGUUCAAGCAAAUCCAACUACUUUAGCUACUUCAACUUUGAAUAGUUCAUCAAUUCAAUCAAGCUCAGUUGAAGGUACUGCUAUUGCUGCCAAAUCAACUUCACAACAAGCUGAAAUUCCAACUGCUAUUGAUUCAACUUCUUCUUCAAGUGAUGUUGCUCCAAUUUUAACUAUUGAACCAACUACCACAUCAAUUGCUUCAACUUCAUCAGCUCAAGAAACUACCCCAUCAACUACUUCAACUCAAUCAUCAUCAACUUCUUCAUCAUCAAGUUCAGAUUCAGAUUUUGGCGAUGUUCAAGAUGUUUCAUUUGCUAAAGCUAUUUUAGAUGCUCAUAAUGAGAAAAGAGCUAUCCAUGGUGCUCCAGCUUUGAAAUGGGAACAAUCUGCUUAUGAUUAUGCUCAAGCUUAUGCUGAUCAAUAUGAUUGUUCAGGAAAUUUAAAACAUUCAGGUGGUAAAUAUGGUGAAAACUUAGCUGUUGGAUAUUCAGACGGUCCAAAAGCACUUGAAGCUUGGUAG
This is a messenger RNA of Insectozyma verbasci, 858 nucleotides long. The record is from the annotation of a GenBank genome assembly. Lineage: Eukaryota; Fungi; Ascomycota; Pichiomycetes; Serinales; Debaryomycetaceae.